Molecule: messenger RNA, 719 nt
Organism: Eremomyces bilateralis CBS 781.70
Lineage: Eukaryota; Fungi; Ascomycota; Dothideomycetes; Eremomycetales; Eremomycetaceae
Exons: 2
Coding region: 165-527 (120 amino acids)
Source: RefSeq, a predicted model, not a curated record
AUGUUUUGUAACGUCGGAGCUGCUUGGACGUUCUGGAGACGUUUCCACGUUCUUUCUAGGCGCUAGCUGCACGGCGCCUGGCGCCUUAGCCGAACCUACCUGCAGGCUGCAGCGAUCCUUUGGCGGCACCGCACCAGCCCUCCCGAGUCCCGACCCACUGGCCCAUGGUAGCUGGUUCGACAGCAGCCGGGUUCGGGUACUUAGUAGGCUGGAUUCCCGCUCCGUUCUUCGUUCUUCGAUUCUUCGAUCUCUGUUGUUCGUUGUCGAUGUCCGUUCCGUCGACUUCUUCUUUUGGCGCUGAAGCUAUCGUCGAAACCGCCCGUACCCUUGCAGGGAACGACGGGUCAAGGCAAUGUGAGCCCGUGUCUGGGCUCGUCUAUAGGGCGAGGGCGGCCGGAAGCUCUGAUCCUUCUAGCGCACGAGUGCGUGGUAGUGAAGCAACCGGGCCGUGCUGGUAUCGGGACGGAUACCCCGAGCGACUGGUUUCGACGGUAUACGAAAUUUUUAGCGACGAGUGGAGGGUCUAGGCCGAAUGGUCGUUGCGUGAGAUUGUAAGGGAGUAUCCAGUAGAUGCGGCGGUGAGGAAAUUUUCGGACCUUGUGAGCUAACCCUACCGACAUACGUAGUGUUUACCGCUCUAUCCUCAUUUAGCACCAUAAUUAUUAGCAAGUACUAUCACUGGGUAAGAUUGGUUAUAGCUUGUAGAGAUAUCUGUCACG